AGCACAGCCCAUCCUACAAAACCUCCCAAAAAUAAUUCCUCCUCAUCUUUACCAAUUACACCAACACCAUUGUUUGUUUGGUGAGAGAGAGAGAAUGGAAGCAAUGAGUGGAUUGAGCAGCCCUUGCAAUUGCAUUUCAUCACUACCUCACUCCUCCUCCACCACCACCCGCCACCAGAACCUCCUCUUCCGCCGCAACAACCACCACCAGCAAAAAUUAGCUGCAUUUCACUCACAAUCCCAUCUUUUUUCCACAAAAUGCCCUCUCAUCUCUCACUCACUCCCUCGAAAAAAAUCCUUCAAACCCCACAUCUUCCUUCCCCACUUGGUCGCUUCCAUGGAGCAAGUUGAGGAGACUUACAUUAUGAUUAAACCAGAUGGGGUUCAACGUGGCCUUGUUGGAGAGAUAAUUUCCAGAUUUGAGAAGAAGGGUUUUAAAUUGAUUGGAUUGAAGAUGUAUCCAUGCCCUAAAGAAUUAGCUGAGGAGCACUACAAGGAUCUCAAGGCCAAGUCAUUUUAUCAGAAGUUGAUCGAAUACCUAACUUCUGGUCCUGUUGUGUGUAUGGCUUGGGAGGGUGUUGGAGUUGUUGCUUCAUCACGUAAGCUAAUAGGAGCCACCGAUCCUCUUCAAGCUGAACCUGGAACUAUUAGAGGGGAUCUUGCUGUUCAAACGGGGAGGAAUGUGGUUCAUGGAAGUGAUAGCCCUGACAAUGGCAAGCGUGAAAUAGGUCUGUGGUUUAAAGAAGGUGAAAUAUGCCAAUGGACACCUGCCCAGGCACCAUGGCUAAGAGAGUGAUCUUGUGACCCGUUAUUUUGUGAAUCUACUGAUAGAGUGUUGCACAGCUUUGAGGCUUUAUUUGUUCUGGCUUGGGACAUGCAUUUUUCCGUGUGCUUCAAAUGUACUUAUUCUGUAGCAAAAAUUUCUGUAGGAUGUGUAUUUAUCUACAUUCACAAUCACAAGUUUUUGAAUCAAUUACAAGUUGCUGCUGAAAUAAAAUUGCUGGUGAUUAAAGAUUA
Spinacia oleracea (spinach) is the source of this 1017-nucleotide messenger RNA. The record is from RefSeq and is a predicted model, not a curated record. NCBI's taxonomy places the organism in Eukaryota, Viridiplantae, Streptophyta, Magnoliopsida, Caryophyllales, Amaranthaceae.